Cyclopterus lumpus (lumpfish) is the source of this 3590-nucleotide messenger RNA. RefSeq names its product serine/threonine-protein kinase PAK 3-like. Gene Ontology annotation, cellular component: cytoplasm. Gene Ontology annotation, molecular function: protein serine/threonine kinase activity; ATP binding. Gene Ontology annotation, biological process: protein phosphorylation; regulation of axonogenesis; regulation of actin cytoskeleton organization. Lineage: Eukaryota; Metazoa; Chordata; Actinopteri; Perciformes; Cyclopteridae. The record is from RefSeq and is a predicted model, not a curated record.
AUGUCUGAUAGUGUUGAUAUUGAAGAGAAACCACCAGCCCCCCUGAGAAUGAACAGUAGUUCCCGAGACUCUUCAUCACUGAAUCACGCCUCUAAACCACUUCCAAUGGCUCCCGACGAGAAAAACAAGAAGGUCCGCCUGCGCUCCAUCUUCCCCGGGGGAGACAAGACAAACAAGAAGAAGGAGAAGGAACGUCCUGAGAUAUCCCUACCUUCAGAUUUUGAACACACCAUUCAUGUCGGCUUUGAUGCGAUAACAGGAGAAUUCACAGGUAUCCCGGAGCAAUGGGCACGGCUCCUACAGACCUCCAACAUCACCAAGCUGGAGCAGAAGAAGAACCCGCAGGCCGUCUUGGAUGUCUUGAAGUUCUACGACUCCAAAGAGACCGUCAACAACCAGAAAUACAUGAGCUUCACCUCGGGAGACAAGUCGGCACAUGGCUACAUAGCAGCAAACACUCUGAACCGACUGCUGUCAUCUGGGCCUCCUGUCAGCCUUAGAACCUGCAGCGCGUUAUUUGACAAGGCAUCCCGACUCACUUCCAUCUCUACCCAUCAGGGUGCCAAAACAUCAUCGUCAGAGCCCCCGAUCGCUCCACCUGUGUCAGAAGAGGAGGACGAGGAAGAAGAAGAGGAGGAGGAGGAGGAGGAAGAAGAGGAGGAUGAGGACGAGCUGCCCCCGGUCAUCGCACCUCGGCCCGAGCACACCAAAUCUAUCUACACGCGCUCUGUUCUGGAGCCGAAGCCUCCCACCCCCGUGAAAGAAGUGGUGACUCCACCGGAGUCGCAGGUCCAGCCGGACAACACGUCCAGCACACUGUAUCGCCACACUGACCGCCAGAGGAAGAAGUCCAAAAUGACAGAUGAGGAAAUUCUGGAGAGACUCAGGAGUAUUGUGAGCGUGGGGGACCCCAAAAAGAAGUACACACGCUUCGAGAAAAUAGGACAAGGAGCGUCUGGCACUGUGUACACUGCCAUCGACAUAGCAACUGGCCAAGAGGUGGCCAUCAAGCAAAUGAACCUGCAGCAGCAGCCCAAGAAAGAGCUGAUCAUCAACGAGAUCCUGGUGAUGAGGGAAAAUAAAAACUCCAAUAUAGUGAACUACCUGGACAGUUAUCUGGUAGGAGAUGAGCUGUGGGUGGUGAUGGAGUAUUUGGCCGGUGGCUCGCUGACAGAUGUAGUGACUGAGACCUGCAUGGACGAGGGCCAGAUCGCUGCAGUCUGCAGAGAGUGUCUUCAAGCCCUGGACUUCCUCCACUCCAACCAGGUUAUCCACAGAGACAUAAAAAGUGACAACAUCCUCUUGGGAAUGGACGGAUCCGUCAAGCUCACCGACUUUGGCUUCUGUGCCCAGAUCACUCCAGAGCAGAACAAGCGUAGCACGAUGGUGGGAACACCCUACUGGAUGGCACCCGAGGUGGUGACUCGCAAGGCUUAUGGCCCAAAAGUAGAUAUCUGGUCUCUGGGGAUCAUGGCAAUAGAGAUGGUGGAGGGAGAACCGCCCUAUCUGAAUGAGAAUCCACUGAGGGCGCUGUACCUGAUCGCUACCAACGGCACUCCAGAGCUGCAGAACCCGGAGAGGCUGUCAUCUGUGUUCAGAGACUUCCUCAACCGCUGCCUGGAGAUGGAUGUGGACCGCAGAGGCUCUGCCAAGGAGCUGCUCCAGCAUUCGUUCCUCAAGCUGGCGAAGCCUCUAUCCAGCCUGACGCCUCUGAUUGUAGCUGCGAAGGAAGCCAUAAAGAACAGCAGUCGCUAGGCUGUGCCCUCUGUCCCCACCCGAGGCUGGAGCCCUGCCUGUGAUGUGUGCGUUCACGGGGGGGCAGGGGCUUGGGUGUUUGGCUGGUGGGUGACGUGACAGUGGCAGCACAAGGAAGGGGUGGGGUGGGGGAGGGGGGGUUGUGUGACUUAUCGUGAAACCACAAGGACAAAAGACCCCCAGGCCUCAUACGUAGGACGGACAUAUGGCCUUGCAGCCUCUCGGCCCGUGCUGCUGAAGAGACCUUGCCUCCUUGUUUACUUCUCCAGCACUCUGUACAUGUAGAGCAGUCCAUCACAAAUGUGUGUGUGUGUGUGUGUGUGUGUGUACGUGUGUGUCUGUGUGUGUGUGUGCGUGUGCGUGCGUGUGUACCAACUGUGCACAUCUCUUUGUGUCAUACGUCUUUGUUAGGCAGCGGUCGCUCCCCAAAGCAAGAAAACAUUUUCAAGUGGACACUUCAGUAGAGAACAGGAGCAACUGUCAAAACUAAAGAGCCUGCGAUUCCUUCCCUGCCCAGCUUUAGGCUUGGUUUCCUUUCCUCAAGCUCCUCCGCGGCGCACAACCAGGCCACACUUGCACCUGCAGUGGCUGAUGUGAGAGCGUGACUCUGGACCCAACCUUUGCCUGCAUGACUAUGGCUCUGUGGAGAAACAUCGCCACUCCUCUGCAGAUUGUCGCAUCUCAAGGUGGCAUAUUUAUGUGUAUGUGUGUGAUUGUGUGGAGGGGUGCAGCUACAGGGGAAUACGUCAGGAAUAAUUUCACAUGCCAGCUUUAAACAUCCUUCAUCAAUCCGCUUCACAUCGGUGAAGAGAGACGAGUCCGCCAUUUCAUUUGAGCUAACUUCUCUGUCGUAGUCACUGGAGUUCAGGUUACCCUCACUUCAUUUGCUUAUUUUCUCUCUAAAACGGGCUGCAUUUUGAGAUUACUCAAAAAAUAUCGAAACACUGCACAAUUUGACCCCACAAAGGAUUAAAUUAACCAGAACAUGGGACUCAAUUCUAGAUUACACGCGCAUAUGUAUUUCCAAAUACAUAAUGCAUAUACCUUCAUAUCCAUUUCAAGAGGAAAGUGUUGUGAUGUAGUUAAAGACACUUGAUUGCAUUGACAUGGAGAGGAUCGGUCGCACAUUUAAAUGCAACAUUUUGUAUUCAACACUCUUCUUCAGAGGGACUAUAAAACAAUGUUCGCUUCAUUACUAAUGCAAGUAAUGUGUCUGGAGCUUCAACUUAGAAUUAUGACAUGUUUACACAUGUUUGUAUAUAAACUGUAGCAUUAAUUGUGUACAAGCAUCUCAAAUAGGGUUAUCCAGACAUAUUCAGUAUGUGUGGCUUUCUAUACGUGGCUUUAGACAACAUCUAUCUAUCUUCACUGAUUCUUGUUAUUAUAUAUGACAAUUAGGUAUAAAAUACAAAGAAAUACAAAUACGGGGUCAGACACUCAACAGAAAGAUAAAUGUUUUCACUUGAAUAUCUAUAUUUAACGAUGGAUCGUCCUUUUCAAUGAGCUUGCACACAGUGGACCAACAUCUCAGCCUUUCAAAAUACUAUAUAUAUAUAUAUAUAUAUAUAUAUAUAUAUAUAUAUAUAUAUAUAUAUAUAAUCCAAAAUGGUCAGUCAAAAUAACGAGCCGCAACAAGAUGUGGCGGGAGAAAGACAUUUUCUUCAUCUUGUAAUUCAUUCAUUAUUUAAUCAGUUAUUUGUGGUGACUUAAAAUAACUUUAAAGUACGAACAGAAAUGUGAAAAGCAGAUAACAGAAGUAAUUCUACGAUCUCUUUUCUCCAGAAGCACAAGUCUUGUGGUCUUACCAUCUUAUGUUGCAGAAUGCAUUAUGCCCC